AUGGAGGCUCUUCAGAUGGCUCAGGUCCUUGCAGAUCUCUCGAGUCUCCAGAACACAGUUCGUCGACCCCCCUUAUCUUCCACCUCCUCUUACUCUUCCGUCGGGCCUACUUCUCGGGCUUCCUCUCCUCCUCCCACUUCCGCUCCUCAAAAUACACCCUCUACGAACCAACCUCACUCCUCAUCUUCUCAGGAUCCUGCCGCUGCCUCGGCUUUGGUAGGCGCCAACAAGCAGGCGCCUGAGACGCAUCAACGACGUAGAUCUAAGGGCUGGCUUCCAGAACCAGCUCAGUUCGAUAAACUCGGACGUCGCAGACUCACAACAAAGUCGCCAAGUUACAACAAUGGCACAAGGAGCCCGAUUCCAAUUGGUUUGCCGAGAAUGGGAUCUAGCUUCUCCUCUCUUCCAAGCAGUGGUGCGGCGACACCUACCUCCAACAAUGAGCCUCAAGACGAAGAUAUGAACCGUGCUAAGAAGCUUCUUGAGCUCUACGAAAUGCGCGGAAAGUUCAAACAGAUGGGCGACACCGGACUCGCACGAGCGAAGGAGAGAGUCGAUAAAGCCACCGCCGAAUCGGCACAAAAGGCUCCUUCCACCCCUCGUUCCUAG
Messenger RNA from Glarea lozoyensis ATCC 20868, 609 nucleotides. RefSeq lists its product as uncharacterized. The coding region runs from base 1 to 609 and encodes 202 amino acids. The transcript has 2 exons. NCBI's taxonomy places the organism in Eukaryota, Fungi, Ascomycota, Leotiomycetes, Helotiales, Helotiaceae. The record is from RefSeq and is a predicted model, not a curated record.